UCUCUUUAAUCGUCUUCCUGUUACAUAAUAAUCUUCACUUAACUUAAUUAUAAUGUUUAGCGCCCUCCCUCCACCUCUCCCCGGCUAACGGAGGUGUUUGCUCCGCCGGUGACUCCAGCAGAGGAAUGAGUCCAUGUUUGCUCUCCCCGGCGUUCCUCCUCCCUCCCCUUCACCCCGUGCCAAGAAGGCAGCAGCAACAAGUGGCGUAUUAAAGAGCCGCCCGUGCGAGGAGGAGUUCAGUUCGCCUUCCCGUGCUCGCCGGCCAGCAUCUCGGUGCCUCUCUUUUCCCGUGGUUUUAUCGUCCCUUCCUACCCGGGGGGUGGAUCUGAAUCAACGCCAUGAACUGGGCCUUCCUCGAGGGCCUCCUCAGCGGGGUCAACAAAUACUCCACGGCGUUCGGACGCAUCUGGCUCGCCAUCGUCUUCAUCUUCCGCCUCCUGGUCUUCCUGGUGGCCUGCGAGAAGGUGUGGGGCGACGAGCAGAAGGACUUUGACUGCAACACGCGGCAGCCCGGCUGCCACAACGUCUGCUACGACCACUACUACCCCAUCUCCUACACGCGCCUCUGGGCCCUGCAGCUCAUCUUCGUCACCUGCCCGUCCCUCCUGGUGACGCUGCACGUGUCCUACCGGGAGGAGCGCGAGCGCAAACACCGGCUGAAGCACGGGGACGACUGCGUCCCGCUGUACCGCAACACGGGCAAGAAGCGGGGGGGCCUGUGGUGGACCUACUUCCUCAGCCUGCUCUUCAAGGUGCUGGUGGACGGCGUGUUCGUCUUCCUGCUGUUCUACAUCUACGAGGCCACGUUCUUCCCGCCGCUGGUGAAGUGCAGCGAGGAGCCGUGUCCCAACGUGGUGGACUGCUACAUCGCCAGGCCCACGGAGAAGAAGAUCUUCACGAUCUUCAUGGUGGUGACGAGCUUCCUGUGCAUCCUCCUCACCCUCAUCGAGAUCUUCUACCUGUGCGGGAAGAGGUUCGUGGAGUGCUGCCAGGCGGGGCGUCCCGCGGCGAGGGACAACUCCUUCAUGAUGGUCAGAACCGCUCUGAGCGGGAAGGAGAACUCGGCGUUCAAGGAGCCGCUAACGGAGAAGAGAAAGAUGGUGGACAGCGGCAAUGAGAGUUCAGCCCCGGCGUACAGCAUAGCGGUCUCCUGAGAGACGCGUUUAUGGGUGCGACUAUAUAUGAUAUAUAAUAUAAAACUAUGUUUGAUAUCUUUUGUACUGUUGGCCACAUUUACCUGCAGAAAAUGUAGUUUUUUUCCGAAGGUCAUGUAUAAUUUUCUGUCCUUUUUUUUUUUUUUUUACAUCAAAAAGAUGUAAAUAUUUUCGUUCCAUAACAUUUUUGGCUUUCUAAAAGGCUUUUGAAUAUAAAAAAAACCUGAUGAAUUAAAAAAAGGUGAUUUACUGUAAUCUGACUAUUUAUAAGAACGUGUGUAUUCUUGUUGUUAUCUGAGACCUGCAUGUGUUUGUACUUGAAGCAGAAAUUAAGGUGAUAUUUUUUAAUAAACAACCAUCUUGUGAAAUUUUG
This is a messenger RNA of Pseudoliparis swirei, 1527 nucleotides long. RefSeq names its product gap junction beta-4 protein-like. Gene Ontology annotation, cellular component: connexin complex. The record is from RefSeq and is a predicted model, not a curated record. NCBI's taxonomy places the organism in Eukaryota, Metazoa, Chordata, Actinopteri, Perciformes, Liparidae. The transcript is spliced from 2 exons. Bases 339 to 1154 code for a protein of 271 amino acids. Gene Ontology annotation, biological process: cell communication.